Messenger RNA from Erinaceus europaeus (western European hedgehog), 7122 nucleotides. RefSeq names its product zinc finger and BTB domain containing 41 (gene ZBTB41). NCBI's taxonomy places the organism in Eukaryota, Metazoa, Chordata, Mammalia, Eulipotyphla, Erinaceidae. The transcript is spliced from 10 exons. The record is from RefSeq and is a predicted model, not a curated record. Bases 707 to 3439 code for a protein of 910 amino acids. Gene Ontology annotation, molecular function: protein binding.
CGCAGUGGCCUCCUGGCGGGGCGGGGGCGGGGGCGGGGGCGGGGGCGGGGGCGGGGGCGGGCUCGGCUGCUUCCUCGAGCCCAUCCGCCUGGCCCUGCUCCGCCCGCGCUGCGCCCCUCCCGGGCCGCGUCCCGCCGGCUGCUUCUCACCGAGGGACGCGCUCGGUCUCCGGAGGCUGUGCCUUAGCCGCCCGGGAAGCGUGUUAACAGAGAGACGUGGAUGUCGCCGCCGCGAAGGCCUUAUUGUCAGCGGCUUUGCGCCCCUCAACCCCGAAGGGAGCCCGCCCGAGCCCGCACCCUCCACGAUCUUGGAACGGAACCCUGCCUUUCUCUACCCUCUCCCUCCACCCCGUUCUCGAACAGGGCCUGAUAGGUGUGCCCCGGCCCCCCUUGAAAAUCAUUCUUUUGUUGCCCGUCUUGUCUUUUUUGCAGCCGGCCCUCCUCAUUCUCCGCCCUAAAACCCCCCAGCCCGAUCGAGGGGGCGGCGGGGCCGUAUCGUGACCGUGCGGGCUCGGUGGGCCGAUGCCCGCGGGCGGUUUGGGGUUGCUGUGCCUUGGAGUUGUUUUACGUGGUUCGCCCUCUUUUUUACAGACCAUGAAACCCUAGGGCACGCCCCUCCUGAAGCCGUGGUCCAAGACAAUCUAGUUUUUCCCCAAGUCCUUCCCCGACACUUAUGAAGUUUUUAGUUGUGGAAUCGGCGUCCUGCAAUGAAGAAAAGGAGAAAGGUGACUGCAAAUCUUGACGAGAAAAUCCAUCUGGGCUAUCAUAAAACUGCUUCAGAAGGAAAUGUUGCAGUGAAGUGUGACCGGGUAAAUUAUACUCACCCCACCACCGAAAGACCAACUCCUGAAGCUCUUCGUUGUUACCAGGAACUGCCUCCCUCUCCAGAUCAGAGGAAACUUUUGAGUUCUUUGCAGUAUAAUAAGAAUUUGCUCAAGUAUUUAAAUGAUGAUAGGCAGAAGCAACCAUCUUUCUGUGACUUACUCAUCAUCGUAGAAGGGAAAGAGUUUAGUGCACAUAAAGUUGUCGUUGCAGUUGGCAGCAGCUAUUUUCACGCCUGCUUGAGCAAAAAUCCCAGCACCGAUGUUGUCACCCUGGAUCACGUAACACACUCAGUUUUUCAGCAUUUGCUUGAAUUUCUUUACACAUCAGAAUUUUUUGUGUACAAAUAUGAAAUACCUCUUGUUUUAGAGGCUGCGAAAUUUCUGGACAUUAUAGAUGCAGUUAAGCUGCUAAAUAGUGAAGACCUGGGUACUUUUCAGUCUGAGCUAGCUGAAAAGUCAUCACCAGGGGAAGCACUAAGUGAACUCACUGGGAGACUAUCAAAUAAUCAUCAGUGUAAAUUCUGCAGUAGGCAUUUCUGUUAUAAAAAGUCUUUGGAGAAUCAUUUGGCUAAAACCCAUCGGUCCCUUUUGUUAGGGAAAAAACAUGGGUUAAAAAUGCUGGAGAGAAGCUUUUCCACAAGAAGUUCAAAAAGGAAUCGGAAGUGCCUUGUUAAGUUUGAUGACACCAGUGACGAUGAACAAGACAGUGGUGAUGGGUCAGAUCAUUUGAAUCAAGAAGAUUUUGAUAAGGAAAAGUCAGACAGGAAUGAUUCUGAAGAUCCUGGAAGUGAAUAUAAUGCUGAAGAGGAGGAACUAGAGGAGGAAAUGUCAGAUGAAUAUUCUGACACGGAAGAUCACAGUGAAAAAGAUCAUGAUGCAGAAGAGGAACCUGAGGCUUGUGAUUCCGUAGGAAAUAUUCAUGAGGGGUUAACUCCUGUCAUCAUUCAGAACAGUAACAAGAAAAUUUUGCAAUGCCCGAAAUGUGAGAAAACAUUUGACCGAGUAGGGAAAUAUGAGAGCCACACACGUGUUCACACAGGUGAGAAGCCCUUUGAGUGUGAUAUUUGUCACCAACGCUAUUCAACAAAGUCUAACCUAACUGUUCACAGAAAGAAGCACAGUAACGAAACAGACUUUCAUAAGAAGGAGCACAAGUGCCCUUAUUGUAAUAAGCUUCAUGCAAGCAAGAAGACUUUAGCCAAGCAUGUGAAGAGAUUUCAUCCUGAAAAUGCACAAGAAUUUAUUUCCAUUAAGAAGACUAAGAGUGAGAGUUGGAAAUGUGAUAUUUGUAAGAAAUCUUUCACUCGAAGGCCACACUUGGAGGAACAUAUGAUUCUUCACUCUCAAGAUAAACCUUUUAAGUGCACCUAUUGUGAAGAACAUUUUAAGUCACGAUUUGCACGGUUAAAGCAUCAAGAAAAAUUCCACCUGGGUCCUUUUCCCUGUGAUAUAUGUGGUCGCCAAUUUAAUGACACUGGAAACUUGAAACGCCAUAUAGAAUGCACCCAUGGUGGAAAGAGAAAAUGGACUUGCUUUAUCUGUGGCAAAUCAGUACGAGAACGAACUACUUUGAAAGAGCAUUUGAGAAUCCAUAGUGGAGAAAAACCUCACCUUUGUAGUAUUUGUGGGCAAAGUUUUCGUCAUGGGAGCUCAUACAGACUCCACUUACGAGUGCACCACGAUGAUAAAAGAUAUGAGUGUGAUGAAUGUGGGAAAACAUUUAUUCGUCAUGACCACCUUACAAAGCACAAGAAAAUACAUUCAGGUGAAAAGGCUCAUCAGUGUGAAGAAUGUGGAAAAUGUUUUGGCCGUAGGGAUCAUCUCACUGUUCAUUACAAAAGCGUGCACCUCGGGGAGAAAGUGUGGCAAAAAUAUAAAGCAACAUUUCAUCAAUGUGAUGUUUGUAAGAAGAUUUUUAAAGGCAAGUCAAGUCUAGAAAUGCAUUUUCGGACACACUCAGGUGAAAAACCAUACAAGUGUCAAAUUUGCAAUCAAUCUUUUAGAAUUAAGAAAACAUUAACAAAACACCUGGUUAUUCAUUCUGAUGCAAGGCCUUUCAACUGUCAGCACUGUAAUGCAACAUUUAAGCGGAAAGACAAGCUGAAAUACCACAUUGACCAUGUUCAUGGCAUUAAAUCUCCUGAUGAUCCUCUCAGUACUUCUGAGGAAAAGCUUGUAUCCUUGUCAGUAGAAUACUCAUCUGAUGAUAAAAUCUUUCAAACAGAAACAAAACAAUAUAUAGACCAGCCCAAAGUUUACCAGUCAGAAAGCAAGACUAUGCUACAGAAUGUGUCUUCUGAAGUUUGUGUUCCAGUAACCUUGGUUCCAGUUCAGAUGCCUGACACUCCGAAUGAACUGGUGCGUCAUACCACCACUCUUCCACCUUCUUCUCACGAGAUCUUGUCACCACAGCCGCAAUCAACUGAGUAUCCACGAGCAGCUGAUUUAGCUUUUCUGGAAAAAUACACACUUACUCCUCAACCGGCAAACAUAGUCCAUCCUGUCCGGCCUGAACAAAUGUUAGAUCCGAGAGAACAGUCUUAUCUUGGAACACUGCUAGGCCUUGAUAACACUACUGCUGUGCAAAAUAUUUCCAAUAACGAGCAUCACUCAUGAGUAAAUCUAAACAUUCCACAGACUUUUUGGAUGGUAAUGUGUUAAUUCUAGCUUAGAGCUGAUGACUUGAAUUAGUAGGGUUGCUUUUUUUUUUUUUUCCUCAAGUCCUCAAAACCAUUUCAAAUCAAGAAUAUGUAUCCUUGCUAACCAUGAGUAUUUGGACAUAUUUUGAUAUGUUAUAUUUCAAGUGUACAUUUUUGGUGACUUUUUAAAGAUUAUUUAGAGUUAACUUUUGAUAAUUUGUUAAACUUUAUGGAAUCAUUAGCUAGUAACAUUUUGGGGGGUAUUUGUUUUGUAAUCACCAGUGGAAAAAUUUGUUAUCUCAUUACAGUAUUUUUUUUUCCCUUCCCCAUUUUCCAAACAAAUUUGAGGGCCAUGUCACUUUAUGAAAGAAUAUGACUAUACUGAUAAUUGCAGCUAUUCCUGAUCCUAGUUGAAGAUUUAUUAUUAUUUCUUCAAGAUGUUUUAAUUGAAAUUAGGAACUUAAAAGAGAGAAUUAACUAUUUUUGUGUUGGUUUUUCAUCUGGAAAUGCUCUCACAUUAUCAUUAUCUUUUAGAUCUUCACCAAACUCAAAACCAGAACACUAAUGUGAAAUUUGCUGGCUAGUCAAACUGUAGAAUUGAAAAUGGUAUCCAAAUGAUUAGUUUUAUUCUGUGCUUCAAUUAUGAAUAAUAAGUGAAAAUAUAGGUCUAGACACUGAAUCAUACAAGUUGAACAAGUGUGAAAAGCAGUCUGACAAGUUUUAACUAGGUCCUUUUCAAUCUAAGUUUACCUUUUUGUUUUUGUCAAUGAUUUCAGAAACAUAUCACAGCAUCUCUCUUCAUCUCAUUAGGGAGGCCCAGUUACAACUAACUAAUGAAAAUCUACUAGCAAGGUAAAUUUGCUCUCAUUUACCUUGGCUGGCUAUACAACUCUGGGAAAUGGAACCUAGAUAUUUCAUGUGUUAUUGUUAGAAAAGGUGCCAAACAGAUAAAGUUUGUGAUAACUAUGCUUUAAGCUGUUUACUUUAAUCAAAGGUAACCACUACUUACAUACAGAUUUACAUGUAAUCUAAGUCUUUAUUUUUACUUUGAUUGUUAUUUUUGUAUGAGGUGGAAACUGAGGACUUGAUGAAAGGAAAUAGCACUUAUAGCAAAGCCUCACUAUUGAAAUAAUUGAGAAAAAAGUUAAAAUUAUGAAAUACCCUGAAAGACAUGCACUUUCCAUAUUUUCAAGUCAAAUUUAAACUAGUUUCCUUAGUUGUGCUGCUUGAAAGAUUAGAGUAGGCAGGGAGAUUUAUUAGCAUGUCAUUUACAUGUAAACUACUGGAAGAUUACAAAUUUGAAGAGUUAACUAUUUCAGUUUUGUUUACACUCCUAAAUGAUUGAAGCACUUUUAUUUUAUUUCUGUUGCAUGUAAACUGUAAAGUUCGGCCUAACCUUGUGAAAAUCAAAUCACAAAUAAAACAAUGAGCUUUUAAUGAAUUAAAUUUAACCACUCAAUAAUGAGGAAAUUUACUUGCUAAAGCACUUAAGAGAGGAAGGUACUUUAAAAGUAGCAUUCACCAGAUUACUGUAAAUAAAAGGAAAAAAAAACAAACAACACUUGAGAAUUGAGAUAGUUAACCAAAGUACUCAUUAAUAAUAAAACCAAUUUCUAGGGUACUUAGAUGAUUGAACUUGACUACAUGAGGUACUAUUGGUCUGUGAGUCUUGCAAAUUGACUUUUAAAAAUUAUAUCUUUAUGAUUUUCAUUAUAAAGACUGACAAGGUUUUUUAAUUAAAAAAUCUUACUAUAAUGAAAUCCUCUAAAAAUGUGCCCUGCCUUAUCUAGAAGCCAAUGCUGAAAAGGUUGGACUUAUAAAAAGGCAAAUGGUAUAUAUGUGUAUAUGUAUUGUAUAUUAUUGGUAGCAGAAAAAGAAGGUGCUGUAUUUUCACACUGAAAGGAAUACUUUUUUUUAAAGGUAUUUAGGGUUCUUGUAAUAAUAAUAAUCUCUUAUAUGUUGAAUAUAUGAUUUGAUUGUAGGAAUCGGUCUACAAUAUAGAACUUUCCUGGAAUACAUCUCAUAUAAAAUGGAUAUAAUUACAUUGAGUUAUUAUUAUAGACAAUGUACACUUGAAUAGUAGCUUAUUAUUUUUAAAAUGCUUUCACAAACGUUUUCUCAUGUAAACCUCAAAACCAGCUCUGAAGUAGAAAUUGCUGUAUUCCUCAUUUAGAGACAAGAAAUCUGAAUUUAAGAUAAAGGACUCAUUUAAGAUUGUCAUUUAAAUGGCAGGCACACUUAUGAGUAGGGAAAGAAUACUAACAUCAGUGAAUAGUUACUCUGUGCCAAACACUACAUGCUCUGAUGUAACCUUAAACAUACAGGGAGAUAGUGUAAUUCUUGUGAAGAAGUAGUCUCAGUGAAUGACUAAACAAAAAAAAUCUGUUGUCCAUAAUUUUCAAGUUAGAUAGACUGUAACAAAAUUUAAAUUUUUAAAAACCUCAUGUAUUUGGGCAAACUGAAUGUAUAUACAUUUUUUAAGUUGGCACAAAAAAUAUGAGAAGAAGCCUGUUGUUCAGUUAGUCUUUUGUAAUAUUUGAUUUGGAGAAAAUUUCAUUAACUCUAAAAUUCAUUAAUUCUGUAGCUCUACUUGAAACUUUCAUGAGUGUAAUUUAUUUUAAGUUAAUUUUAGUUCAUAGCAGUUAGCACUUAAUAUGUAAAUUGAAUAACUUAUCAAGUGUAGACAUGUGUUAAUGUAAUCAGUUUCUACCUAAAUGCACCAAAGAUUUUUUUGUAGGUAUUAAAAUAGUCUAAAAGAAUUUAAAUCCUUUGUUGUUUGAAUAAAUAUUUGUCCAAAGAAGCACAGUUGAAGGCCUAGGAUUAUGGAUUAAAAAAAAAAAUGUGUUAGUUGGAAUACUAAGUUAGGUAUUGUUUGUGUCUAUAUGUAUAAAAGGAAGAAAAUACUCUGGGAAUAGUCACACUGACAAACCAACUGCAAGAGAGAAUUCUUGGUUUUCUUCAGUUAAAUUCAGUGUCAUCUUUGACAUGGACACUAUUAAUUUCUGAACUUAUUUUUUACACUACACUAUUAAAAUGAUUUUUGCCAUAGCAGUUUUUCAAAACAAGUUGAAAUUAUUUUUAUAAGAAACCCCAGUUAAUUUUUGCAGCUUAAAAUCCUACUUAAGGUUAUGAUUGGUUGGGUCUUCAUAGCAGUUAGAUUCACCAACAACUGUCACAGUUUUGAUUUUUACAUAUUCUUAAGUAAUUAGUCACUUAUUGUUGGGAAAAGAGAAGUAACAGAAGUAGAGUCUUAAUCUGAUGCUUUAUUAAAUGACUUCCUUUGAAGUGAUAGUAUGUCAUGAAGGUAGGUACACUAGUAAUUUUCUGUCAACCUUAAAAAAAUGUCAAAAUAUUUCUGCAGUAUGACUAUAAACUCAGUUAAGGGCUAGUCAGUACCUGUUACUACUUUUCACUCUGUGGUUGCAAAUGAAAACACAACUAAAGUUCUGUGUUUAUCAGUUUGUCAGUGUUUUUUUUUUUUUUUUUUCCCCUAACAUAUCACUGAUGAAAAGUCAAAUUUGGAACAUUAGCUCUUUACAGUGUCCUUUUAUACCCAGUCUUUUCUGGAUUGAAUGCUGUGUGCCUUUUCAUGUGUUGUCGCAGCUUAGAGUUGAUUCUGCUCGCUAAAUUGUACUGGUUAAUAAAUGAUUUUUAUUUUGU